AUGACCUCCACAAGGGCCCGGCGCAACGAUAAGAUAGAAACGGCUUAUCGUGAAGGUGGGGCUGGGUGGCUGGAAGCUGCCCGGAUUUUGGAACAGACUCGAGGCAGAACCGAGGUGAUCUGGAUGGAGGAGCAGAGAACAGCAGCACAGAGGGAAUCAAAGGAAGCCAGGGAAACGAACGCUGCAGAGAAGCCAAACGGAGAGAAGACGGAGACGUUGAGGAGGGGGGCCCUCGAUAAGGCACACGUGAUGGGGACCUUACUAUCGGCCGAUCCACAGAACUACCGAUCAGGUAUCCUACACUCUCUUUGCGCCGCCACACUAGCCGUUCUUAGAAACACCAACCCUGCGCAGCAACAAUCUCUCCUCGGCGUGGAAGUUAUGGUCAAACAAGACAAGGUCCCCGGGCACAACGAUGCUAUAUACGACACCGUGCCAAAAGAAGACCAGCUAUUGUACGUCGAGUUCCUCGAGAUUGCCCCGACGCCUAUCGUCGCCGACCGUGUCUUCUUCGUCUACCUACACGGCUAUCUCCCUGAAUCUAAAAAGAAGGAGCUAGCACUUCUUGAUGAGGGCCUCGUCGAUGCGACCCUCUCUGUGAGUAGCUCUGCAGUCUACCCCAAUGGUAGCUACGAGGACGCAGAGUCCGUUAUAAUGCCGUUUAAGACUACGCCAUUCAACGAUUUAGCCCACCUCAUUAUUCGCGAUGCCCGUGGAACUCAGGUUGACUACAUACCUAGUAGCGGCCGCAGCGAUAUAUUACUAGAUUUCCAUAUUCCUACAAUGUUUUUGAAGAGCGACGGGUGGCUUCGAUAG
Messenger RNA from Penicillium canariense, 816 nucleotides. RefSeq lists its product as uncharacterized. The coding region runs from base 1 to 816 and encodes 271 amino acids. The record is from RefSeq and is a predicted model, not a curated record. NCBI's taxonomy places the organism in Eukaryota, Fungi, Ascomycota, Eurotiomycetes, Eurotiales, Aspergillaceae. The transcript has 4 exons.